CUUCCGCCCCGCACCGUAGACCGACAACAAGAUGGUGGAGAAGAAGCGAGAGAGCGCGGGCAGGUGGCAGGAGGGCGGUGGGCGAAGGGUCCUCGACCCGGCCACCCGACAACGUCGCCUCUGUCGCCAGCUCGACGCCCUGGAGCGCGACAACUUCCAGGACGACCCGCACGCCAACCUCCCGCAGCUCAAACGCCUGCCGCAGUUCGACGACCCUCACACCGAGGCUGCAAAGAAGAAGAAGAAAACUCGCGGGGAUCAUUUUAAGCAACGAUUCCGCAAGAAUUUCCAGUCUCUGUUGGAGGAGCAGAACCUGAGUUCAACUGAUGGGCCGAACUACCUAACGGCUUGCGUCGAUGCCUCCAAACUUCCCCAACGCCACUUCUGUGCCGUCUGCGGUUUCCCGUCCAACUACACUUGCGUCUCGUGUGGUGCCCGCUACUGCUGUAUCAAGUGCCUGGGCACGCAUCAGGAAACCAGGUGCCUGAAGUGGACAGUGUGAAGCUGCAGCCUUGCUGGCCAACAUCUGCCCAGAACUCUGUGUGUGUAUGUGUGUUUGGGUGUGUGUGUGUGUGUAUGCGUGUGUGUGUAGGUGUGUGUGUAGGUGUGUGUGUGUGUGUGUGUGUGUGUGUGUGU
Amblyraja radiata (thorny skate) is the source of this 636-nucleotide messenger RNA. It is a transcript of the gene znhit1, whose product is annotated as zinc finger, HIT-type containing 1. NCBI's taxonomy places the organism in Eukaryota, Metazoa, Chordata, Chondrichthyes, Rajiformes, Rajidae. Gene Ontology annotation, biological process: chromatin remodeling. The transcript has 5 exons. The record is from RefSeq and is a predicted model, not a curated record. The coding region runs from base 32 to 502 and encodes 156 amino acids.